Exophiala oligosperma is the source of this 804-nucleotide messenger RNA. RefSeq lists its product as uncharacterized. The transcript is spliced from 5 exons. The coding region runs from base 1 to 804 and encodes 267 amino acids. NCBI's taxonomy places the organism in Eukaryota, Fungi, Ascomycota, Eurotiomycetes, Chaetothyriales, Herpotrichiellaceae. The record is from RefSeq and is a predicted model, not a curated record.
AUGUCUGCAAAGCUAAAGAACAAAGUAUGCAUUGUGACCGGAGGAGGUCACGGCUUUGGCGAGGCCAUGGCCAAGCGAUUCGCUGAGGAGGGGGCCAAGGUUGUGAUUGCAGACAUCAAUCGCACCACAGGGGCAAAAGUCGAGGGCGAAAUCAAUGCCUCUUAUGGUGCCAAAACAGCAUUCUUCCAGGAGACAAAUGUCACCAGUCAGGCUUCGUGGGAGAAGCUGCUCGAAGCCUCUUUGAAACAAUUCGGCAAGGUGGACGUCGUGGUGAACAAUGCUGGCACCACAUAUCCAAAGAAGGCUUCGCACACAGUAACGGAGGAAGAGUACGACAAGGUCAUAAACGUCAACAUGAAAUCCAUCUUCCUGAGCGUGGCUGUCGUGGUGCCAUAUUUCAUGGAGCAAAAGGCUGGUAUGAUUCUUAACAUAAGUUCGGUCGGAGGCAUCCGAGUCAAGAACGGACUGGUAUGGUACGGCGGCACUAAGGCAUUUGUCAAUAAGAUCACCGAAGGCCUCGCGUCCGAAUAUGGUCAUGCAGGAAUCCGGGUGAACGCCAUCUGUCCCAUUCUCGCUUACACUGACCUGGCACAAGCUUUCAUGGGCGUCGACGAUACGCCGGAGAACCGAAGCAAGUUCGAGGCGUCAUUCCCUCGAGGAGAGGCCCUCAAACAGAACAGUUCUUUGGGAUAUGUGGCCAACGCUGCUGUUUACCUCUGUUCUGAGGAUGCAGCAUUUGUCAGUGGUAUAUGCAUGCCGGUGGAUGGAGCGGCAACAGUGUACGCUGCUGGAGUUGGGAAAUAA